Messenger RNA from Symbiodinium natans, 1407 nucleotides. Lineage: Eukaryota; Dinophyceae; Suessiales; Symbiodiniaceae. The record is from the annotation of a GenBank genome assembly.
AUGUUCUUGCAUCUGCUGGUCGCGGCUGCCUUGGUCUGUACGGCGCAGGGCCAAUCAAGGCGGCCGCCGCCGGCGAACAGAACUUUUGUGUCGAAGUACAUUGAUGGGAUGAUCAACAAUCUCACCACACAGAUGCGAGAAAAAGAUCCCGUUUUGGCAGACAUGUUCGGCAACUGCUUGCCCAACACACUGGACACGACGGUGCUCUUUCACGGCAUGGAUCAUGAGGGCCUGCCUGACACGUUCAUCAUCACAGGAGAUAUCCAUGCCAUGUGGCUCAGGGAUUCGACUAAUCAGGUGUUGCCGUACAUCCGCUUCGUGGACAGAGACCCUGCGCUCGACUUGAUGCUGCAAGGUUUGUUGCGUCGGCAGACCAAGUCGGUGCUGAUUGAUAGCUUUGCCAACGCCUUCAAUUUCGAUGGUUCCAAGCCCUCACCAUGGGCGAGUGACAUCAGACACCCCAACAUGACCAAUGCAGUGUAUGAAGGCAAGUACGAGUUGGACUCCCUUGCAGCAUUUCUAAAGCUGUCGAGGUCCUAUUGGCAUCAUUCCAAGAACGCCACUGUCUUCGACGAGAGUUGGCAGAGGGCGGUGACAAAGGUGAUUUCAACCAUACAGGCCAUGCAAGCAGGAAUGGACCAGUACACGGCCAAUCCGCCCUACAAGUUUCAGAGAGACACCUACGCACCGACAGACACGCUGUCACAGGGCAUUGGCCCUCCUGGAGCCUCCUGUGGCUUGAGCCGCUCACCUUUUCGGCCCUCAGACGAUGCCACGCUGUUGCCCUUUCUCGUGCCGGCGAACGCCAUGGCGGCUGUGGAGCUGAGGCAGGUGGAGCUGAUGUGUCAUGAAGUUGGUUGCAAGGGCACUCUCGCGCACUCUCUGGGAGCUUUGGCCGAGGAGUUGUCCAGGGCAGUGCAGUUGCAUGCCACGUCGGCACAUGGUUUUGCAUAUGAGGUGGACUGUCAUGGCAACAGCGUGUACAUGGAUGAUGCAAACAUCCCCUCGCUGCUCUCCUUACCAUACCUGGGCUUCGUGGACCGCAAGGACCCACGCUACUUGAUCACGCGCCAGCGAGUGCUCUCCAGCAAAAAUCCUUACUUCUUCAGAGGCGCAAGUGGUGAGGGCAUCGGAGGACCACAUGUGGGAUAUGGCUACAUUUGGCCGAUGUCCAUCGCCAUGCGGGCGCUCACCUCAACUGAAGAGUCCGAAGUGGAGUGGUGUUUGGAGCUGCUGAAGACGACUACAAACUCUACAAGAUUUAUGCACGAGUCUUUCUGGAAGGACGACCCUGCCAGAUUCACCAGGCCUUGGUUUGCAUGGGCGAAUAGCUUGUUUGGAGAGCUGAUAUUGAUGGUGGCUGAGCGAUACCCUCACUUAAUCUUCAAGGCUACAGUCUUCUCUUGA